GCAGGGCUGGGCGAGAGGGGGCGUGCGCGUGCGCAGGCGACGCGCCGAGGGACUAGGCAGAGCUGUGGAACCGCCGCCAGGUCGCUGUCGGUCCACGCCGCCCGUCGCGCUGCCCGCCCGCUCAGCGUCCGCCGCCGCCAUGGGAGUGCAGGUGGAAACCAUCUCCCCAGGAGACGGGCGCACCUUCCCGAAGCGCGGCCAGACCUGCGUGGUGCACUAUACCGUGGCCUUUUUCACAGGGAUGCUUGAAGAUGGAAAGAAAUUUGAUUCCUCCCGGGACAGAAACAAGCCCUUUAAGUUUAUGCUAGGCAAGCAGGAGGUGAUCCGAGGCUGGGAAGAAGGGGUUGCCCAGAUGAGUGUGGGUCAGAGAGCCAAACUGACUAUAUCUCCAGAUUAUGCCUAUGGUGCCACUGGGCACCCAGGCAUCAUCCCACCACAUGCCACUCUCGUCUUCGAUGUGGAGCUUCUAAAACUGGAAUGACAGGAAUGGCCUCCUCCCUUAGCUCCCUGUUCUUGGGUAAGGAAAUGGAAUGCUGAAGGGCCCUUCACUGCCUUUGCUCCUCCCAUAUUAUGCCCAGCGUUUGAUGGGUAGCAAAGAGAACAAAAAAACACCACAAGGCUAUUUUUCCCCCUGCAUUCUUUCUGUAUUGAGUAUCCUUUCAGUGUUAUUAGUAUAUGCUUUGAGUGUAAAAAUUGGUCACCCUAAGGAAAGGAAUUGGCAUGUGUAUGUUCCCAGUUGAACUCAUGGAGAUGGCAGCUGUUUAAAUGUUUUUCUAUGUAGUUUAUAAAUUAAAACUGAAUUGAGGACUAUGGAAAUGUAGGCCAAAUUUGUAGUGCCAACAUUUUAGUUCUUUGGAAAUAAGACUCUUAAUGAAUGACUUUGUUCUACCCUGUGUUUCUAGAAGCUAGAGGGAAAAAAAAAAAAAAAAGCCCUCUGGGCAUGAAUAUCAUGUCCUAGCUUCUGUGGCUCUCUCCUCACUGCGGUUUGUGGUUACUACCUGUUAGAUGGUGUGAGGGAGGCAUUAUUGCAUCGGUCCACCUGCUCAGGGUCCACACCCAGGACACUUGAGGCCCCCAGGCCAGCUCGUUAUCAGUGAGUGAAGUGGAAAAAUGAAGCCAGAGGAUGCUUGUGAAGUUGAAAGGAUGCUCUUAGACAGUUCUAGGAAGGGAUCUUAGGGACCUCUGCGUCAGCUUUAUUGUGCAACAGUAAGGAAACAGGGCCAGAGAGAAAGGCCUUACUCAAGGUCACAUCCAGGCAAUGGCAAAGUAGGCCCAGAGCCUGUUUGUUGAUUUUCCCCUCUUCCACCCUCAUUUCUUAGGAACUAAACUCAGUAUCCUAGUAGCACAUAGCUUUUCAUGUAAGUGUUAGAAUCAUUAAGCACAUGAAUGCUAUUGGCUUCCUUCCAACUGGCCCCAGACCUUUUUAUUUGCUCCCCUCCUGCCAUAGGAAGCAGAGGGCCACAGCCAACGCCUGGGUGGGGACACUGUUGUUUGAAAGCCACAACAAAUGGCUGCCAUCCUAUUUGUGAUGGUAGUCAGAGCUACUUGUAACCUUGUCCUGUUGUGCACAUCUCUAAGUGGAGGGGCUUUUUUAACUGUCUCAGUUUGAACCACACACACCUUGGUAAUACAGGCCUGGUUAAGUUUGAUAACUGGUUUCUUCACCGUCAUUGCUACUGGGAGGGAAUCCCUGGCACUUUACAGAGCCUUUGUCUGCCCAGCGGUCUGCACCUAGGCCAAAAUCCCCUUCCUGUUCUUUGAGAGCUGAGUCAUUUUUUGAACGUAACUGUACUCGAGGGAGCCUUGGAAUUAUUUUCCUGGUUGGGAACAGGCUUUCUGUAAACUUGAUGAGGUAGAGGGAGGGGAGAGAGGGAUAAAGGCUACAAGUCACCCAGAGUAACCCUCCCAACCCACUGCCAAAGAAUGUCUCAGCUUCUUGCAAGAGUCUGGAAGGAAAGUCCAAGGGCAAACCCAGAAAGUUUUGAGUGAAUGAAUACUGGAGAUAUUUUCCCAGUAUACUCAACAUUAUGAAUGACCAGUUUAUUCUCAGUCUGGACUGCACAUUAGAGUCACCUGGGAAAUUUUUAAGGCUUUCCUGAUGCCCAGUUAAUCAUAAUCACUGGGAGUGGAACCCAGGCAUUGAGAGUUUUUUAAAGCCCCCAGGUGAUGCCUAUAUGUAGCAGUUGGAGACCCAAUGAUAGUGGGGAACUGUAUUGUCAGCAACAUGGGUGGAUGGUCCUCCUGCUGUCCUCAGCAAGGCAAACUUAACCUUAGAUUAAAAACAAAACACACAGAUCAAUUUAAGGAGAAAGUUUGUUUCACCUGGGACCCAGCCCAAGCCCUUCUGGCUGUCUCCUGCUGGAACAGAAGUGGCUUGGUCUCAGACUGCUCAGCUGUUGGGGAAGGGAUUCCGCGUGGCAGAUGGCAUUGUGGCUGUCACCACUGCACACAAAGAACACUGAGUUGCUGGAAACUUACAGAUUUUCUGUCCCCAACAGAUCUGCCAUGGAGGGAUCUGGUGCCUCCAGACGUGUGCACAUGAAUCCAUAUGGAGCUUUUCCUGAUGUUCCACUCCACUUUGUAUAGACAUCUGCCCUGACUGAAUGUGUUGUCACUCAGCUUUGCUUCCGACACCUCUGUUUCCUCUUCCCCUUUCUCCUCGUAUGUGUGUUUACCUAAACUACAUGCCAUAAACCUCAAGUUAUUCAUUUUAUUUUGUUUUCAUUUUGGGGUGAAGAUUCAGUUUCAGUCUUUUGGGUAUAGGUUUCCAAUUAAGUACAUGGUCAAGUAUUAACAGCACAAGUUAUAGGUUAACGUUAGAAUAGGAAUUGGUGUUGGGGGGGGGGUUGCAAGAAUAUUUUAUUUUAAUUUUUUGGAUGAAAUUUUUAUCUAUUAUAUAUUAAACAUUCUUGCUGCUGCGCUGCAAAGCCAUAGCAGAUUUGAGGCGCUGUUGAGGACUGAAUUAUUCUCCAAGUUGAGAGAUGUCCUUGGGUUAAAUUAAAAGCCCUACCUAAAACUGAGGUGAGGAUGGGGGGAGAGCCUUUGCCUCCACCAUUCCCACCCACCCUCCCCUUAAACCCUCUGCCUUUGAAAGCAGAUCAUGUUCACUGCAAUGUUGGACACUACAGGUAUCUGUCCCUGGGCCAGCAGGGACCUCUGAAGCCUUCUUUGUGGCCUGACUUAUUAUUAUUUUUUUUCAUCCUGUGGUUUUUCUAAUGGACUUUCAGGAAUUUUGUAAUCUCCUAACUUUCCAAGCUCCACCACUUCCUAAAUCUUAAGAACUUUAAUUGACAGUUUCAAUUGAAGGUGCUGUUUGUAGACUUAACACCCAGUGAAAGCCCAGCCAUCAUGACAAAUCCUUGAAUGUUCUCUUAAGAAAAUGAUGCUGGUCAUCGCAGCUUCAGCAUCUCCUGUUACUUGAUGCUUGGCUCCCUCUGCUGAUCUCAGAGUUACCUGGCUCUUCCUCCCUUAGCCCCUUCUCACCCCUUUGCUGUCCUGUGUAGUGAUCUGGUGAGAGAAAUCGUUGCUGCACCCUUCCCCCAGCACCAUUUAUGAGUCUCAAGUUUUAUUAUUGCAAUAAAAGUGCUUUAUGCCGGCUUUUCUCA
Symphalangus syndactylus (siamang) is the source of this 3605-nucleotide messenger RNA. It is a transcript of the gene FKBP1A, whose product is annotated as FKBP prolyl isomerase 1A. Lineage: Eukaryota; Metazoa; Chordata; Mammalia; Primates; Hylobatidae. Gene Ontology annotation, biological process: protein peptidyl-prolyl isomerization; regulation of ryanodine-sensitive calcium-release channel activity. Gene Ontology annotation, molecular function: peptidyl-prolyl cis-trans isomerase activity. Gene Ontology annotation, cellular component: sarcoplasmic reticulum membrane; cytoplasm. The record is from RefSeq and is a predicted model, not a curated record.